This is a messenger RNA of Carlito syrichta (Philippine tarsier), 722 nucleotides long. It is a transcript of the gene FAM163A, whose product is annotated as family with sequence similarity 163 member A. NCBI's taxonomy places the organism in Eukaryota, Metazoa, Chordata, Mammalia, Primates, Tarsiidae. The transcript is spliced from 4 exons. Bases 138 to 641 code for a protein of 167 amino acids. The record is from RefSeq and is a predicted model, not a curated record.
GGGACCGAUGCCCUUGGCCAUGAUGCAGCCCCAACUGCUGUCUGCUCAGGUGCAGCCUGCGUGACUGAGCCACUGCUGCUCCAGCUAUUUCACGUCACCGUUCCCUUUACUGAACAGUUUGAUGGGGCGCCGGGCGGAUGACAGCGGGAACGGUUGUGAUCACUGGCGGAAUCCUAGCGACGGUGAUCCUCCUCUGCAUCAUUGCAGUCCUGUGCUACUGUAGGCUCCAGUAUUACUGCUGCAAGAAGAGUGAAACCGAGGAUGCAGACGAAGAGGAGGAGCAGGAGCACGACCUCCCCGCACUUCCCAGGGGCUCCAGCUGCAAUGCCUGCAGCUCCCAAGCCCUGGACGGCAGAGGCAGCCUGGCGCCCCUCACUGGCGAGCCCUGCGGCCGGCCCUGCGGGGUGGCAGGGAGCCACUGCACCGCCUGUUCCCCACACGGCUCCCCCUUUUACAUUCGGACGGCUGACAUGGUGCCCAAUGGGGGUGGAGGCGAGAGGCUCUCCUUUGCUCCCACAUACUGCAAUGAGGGGGGACCCUCAUCCCUCAAAUUGGCAGCGCCCCAGGGUUACCCGGUGACCUGGCCGGGAUCCGGGCGCGAGGCCUUCACAAAUCCAAGGGCUAUUAGUACAGAUGUGUAAACCCUUCCACCCCCUAACCCACACACACACGCUGAUGCUGCCGCCCCCGCAGGGGCGAUGGGGGCAGUGGACGACCCCCCA